Messenger RNA from Effrenium voratum, 312 nucleotides. NCBI's taxonomy places the organism in Eukaryota, Dinophyceae, Suessiales, Symbiodiniaceae. The record is from the annotation of a GenBank genome assembly.
AUGCUUGCAGCGCAUUGCCCUUGCAUGCUAGAAGCGUCCGAGAUGCAUUGUCAGGAGUUGCCUUGCGCACAAGUGCAACGCGCAGUUCAGGCACCUCUCAGAGCAUUUCACCAAGGCUUGGCCGGGCAGCUGGCAGAGUUGUCGCAGAGCCCGGUGAAAAUUGCAGGGCAGAUCACCUUGGCGUGCUGGCAGAACUGUGAAUGUGUUGCCAGAUUUUCCAUCUCGUGCGCGGGGGGCGUGUGUCUUCUCGCACGUGUUGUGGUUGCAUGUGGCUUGCAUGUGUCCAAGACAUGCUGCAAGGAAUUGUCCUAG